Molecule: messenger RNA, 2034 nt
Organism: Caenorhabditis sp. 36 PRJEB53466
Lineage: Eukaryota; Metazoa; Nematoda; Chromadorea; Rhabditida; Rhabditidae
Source: the annotation of a GenBank genome assembly
AUGCCUCCUAAACACGCCGUUAUUUCUGUGUUCCUGUUGAAAAACGAGGUUGUUUCGUAACUCUUCACGCUCACUACUUCCCAAUCAAUCAUCAUGUUUGCAGGAAAAGAUGGCCGCGGAAUCUACAUACGGAUUCGUCUACGGUGUCUCCGGACCUGUCGUCACUGCGGAGAAGAUGGCUGGAUCUGCCAUGUACGAGUUGGUGCGUGUCGGACAUCAAGAGCUUGUCGGAGAGAUCAUUCGUCUCGAGGGAGACUACGCCACCAUCCAGGUCUACGAGGAGACUUCCGGAGUAACCAUCGGAGAUCCAGUGCUCAGAACUGGAAAGCCGCUGUCUGUCGAGCUUGGACCAGGUAUCAUGGGAUCGAUUUUCGACGGGAUUCAGCGCCCACUCAAGGAUAUCGCUGACAUCACCCAAUCGAUCUACAUCCCAAAGGGAGUCUCUACCAACGCUCUGUCCCGUGAAGCCCGUUGGGACUACGUCGUCGCCAAGGAUCUUCGCGUCGGAGGACACGUAACCGGAGGUGACAUUCUCGGAACCGUCGACGAGAACUUGCUCAUCAAGCACAAGAUCCUUCUGCCGCCAAGCGCCUGCGGAACCAUCACCUUCGUCGCUCCUUCUGGACAAUACACCGUCGAGGACACUCUUCUCGAGCUUGAGUUCGCCGGACGCAAGCAGAAGUUCAGCAUGCUCCAGGUGUGGCCCGUCAGAAACCCAAGACCAUGCACUGAGAAGCUGGCCGCUAACAACCCGCUUCUCUGCGGACAGCGUGUGCUCGACGCCUUGUUCCCAUGUGUCCAGGGAGGAACCACCGCCAUUCCAGGAGCUUUCGGAUGCGGAAAAACUGUGAUUUCGCAGUCUCUCUCCAAGUACUCCAACUCUGACGCCAUCAUCUACGUCGGAUGUGGUGAGCGUGGAAACGAAAUGUCUGAGGUAAACUGUUCAGAAAAUAAACAGAGACUAAUAUGAAUUCUCCUGCAGGUACUUCGUGAUUUCCCAGAACUGACCAUGGAGGUCGAGGGAGUCACCACUUCCAUCAUGAAGCGUACCGCUCUCGUCGCCAACACCUCGAACAUGCCUGUGGCUGCUCGUGAGGCUUCCAUCUACACUGGUAUUACCCUUGCCGAGUACUUCCGUGACAUGGGUCUCAACGUCGCUAUGAUGGCCGACUCCACCUCCCGUUGGGCCGAGGCUCUUCGUGAGAUUUCUGGUGAGUCAUCUUUUUCAUCGACUUCGUCAGACAAAGAAUGAAAAUCAAUUUUGCAGGACGUCUCGGAGAAAUGCCCGCCGAUUCCGGAUACCCAGCCUACUUGGCUGCCCGUCUCGCCUCCUUCUACGAGCGUGCCGGACGUGUCAAGUGCCUCGGAAGCCCAGAGCGUGAGGGAUCCGUCACCAUCGUCGGAGCCGUCUCCCCGCCAGGAGGAGAUUUCGCCGAUCCGGUCACUUCUGCCACUCUCGGUAUCGUGCAGGUGUUCUGGGGAUUGGAUAAGAAGCUCGCCCAGCGUAAGCACUUCCCGUCCAUCAACUGGCUCAUCUCUUACUCCAAGUACAUGCGCGCUCUCGAAGAGUUCUACGAGAAGAACUACCCAGAGUUCGUGCAUCUCCGUACCAAGUGCAAGGAGAUUCUCCAGGAGGAAGAGGAUCUUUCUGAGAUCGUGCAGCUUGUCGGAAAGGCUUCCCUCGCCGAGUCGGACAAGAUUACUCUUGAGGUUGCCAAGAUCAUUAAGGACGAUUUCCUUCAGCAGAAUGGAUACACCAAGUACGAUCGUUUCUGCCCGUUCUACAAGACGGUCGGCAUGCUCAAGAAUAUGAUCGGAUUCUACGAUUUGGCUCGUCACUCGGUUGAGGCUACCGCGCAGUCUGACAACAAGAUCACGUGGAAUGUGAUCAAGGACAGCAUGGGAGACCUCAUCUACCAGCUCUCGGCCAUGAAGUUCAAGGACCCAGUCGCCGACGGAGAGGCCAAGAUCCGCAAGGACUACGAGGACCUGGCCGAGGCUAUGUCCAAUGCCUUCAGAAACCUCGAGGACUAG